Messenger RNA from Carassius auratus (goldfish), 4154 nucleotides. RefSeq names its product cytokine-dependent hematopoietic cell linker-like. Gene Ontology annotation, biological process: cell surface receptor protein tyrosine kinase signaling pathway; intracellular signal transduction. The transcript is spliced from 21 exons. The record is from RefSeq and is a predicted model, not a curated record. The coding region runs from base 2187 to 3239 and encodes 350 amino acids. NCBI's taxonomy places the organism in Eukaryota, Metazoa, Chordata, Actinopteri, Cypriniformes, Cyprinidae.
AAAAGGUAGGGGCGUGGCAAAAGGUUUCUCAUUGGUGGAAGGAGUUUUACUGCUGGCCAAUCAGCAGCUAAAUAUACAUUUACGUAAUUUCCUUAGACAAGGUGGCGGCGAUAAGACGUGAGACAUGUGUACAGUGAGACAAAACGAUGACCUCAUCGACAGCGAAUCCUUCAGAGAUGAUUGUUUAUAUCUGCGUCCUUUUUGUACAAGAGAGUACAGAAUACAUCCUGUCUCCAACUAAUGCAGAGUAUAUUCAAGCUGCCAACACACUGAUGUGAAGAACCCUUUCCAGAGAAAUAUAGAAAGAAAUGACUGUGAAGCUUGUGUUGGGGAGGAUUCAGUGUCUGUUGAGGCUCAUGUGAAUGUGUUAUAAAGUGAGUAUCAGAAACACAUCCAGACACAUGCCAAAGACCACACGACAGGAACAUGCUCCUGGAGACGCUGAGAAAACACGGAAGGAAUCUCUGAGGAAACUACACAUACUUCAGGACACCCGCUGGAAUAUAUGGAGAGAAAAUAGUGUCCUGGUAAAACAAUUUAGCUGGGCGAAGGUGAGUGGGGAGAAUUUCAGCUGCUCAUGAAGAUAGAUUGUCCAAAUUGUUAUGACUGUAAAAAUCUCAGCGUAUGCUAAUGAUAUCGCUGUAUAUUACACAAAUGGAAAUGAUGUUCACAUUUGAACAGAUAUGUUGAAGAGUUAUGGGAAAGCUUCAUCUUCCAGAGUAGAUUGGGACAGAAGUGGUUCUCUGUGUGUGGUUCAGAUUCUAGAAGAUUACACUGGGGAAGUUCUGGGCUAAAGUAUCUGGAGGUAUUUUUAGGAAAAGAAGAAUAUAAUUGGGAUUUGGAAAUGUUAAGGUCGCCGUCAAUGUGGAGUGCUUUAAGGAAUGCUGGAAUUACAAAGACUGGACUUUUUCUAAUAACAAAUGAAUGGAUGUCAUCUGAUGCUGCAGAUGUGUGUGAGGUCACUUCACUUGAGACGGUGGAAUGAUCUUCUUCAAUGUUUAGCUAUGAAUUUUAAAAAUGAAGAUUUGGAUGGAUGUCCUUUCCUAGAGUUAAAUCUUGUGCUUUUGAUGCUUUUCAAGAGAGAGAGGGUUUUCUGCUCAACGUCAGAACUCCUGAACCUGAACUUUUUAGAGAAACUGGGAAAAACGCACUGUAAAGUUCCCCAUAUUAACUCUUUAAAGGGGCUAAAAGAAUCGAAAUAUCAGGAGGUUUUCGGAUCAGAUGGAGGACCUCGUAUAAGACUGAGAGAAGCACUGGGGAUCUUCAGUGGAGACCUGUUUAAUAACAGACACGAGCACAGCGUGAUCCACAGGUACAGCAGACGAAUAUUUGUUUAUUACUGCGGUAGACUUGAAGCUUUGCUAUCUCAGCUAGAACAACAGUCUAGCAUUUCAGGAGGAUUUUCACCCGUACUUUUUAUUUAUGGUCCUAAGUAUAACAAAAAUAAAAAGCUCUUGAUUCUUAACGUUUUGUUUGGGCUUACAUCACGUUAAUGUAAGUUAAAUGGUAUGGGUUCAACUGAUGAAGUUAUGAUUUUAAGGGUUUAAUAAAAUCAAGGCUAACAGUGGAAUCAGCAGGUUAAAGACUUCGAGACGUACUUGGGUGAAUAAGUGUUUGUGUGAAACUAUCAUGGAUGCUUCUUUAGGAAUACAGGUUUAAUCUUAUUGAGAUGUUUUUGGUUUGGUUUUAAUCUCUGUGUUGUUUAUUUCAUUAUGUAAGGGUGGGUUUUGUGUGUAGAUCUUAUGUAAUUUAAAAGUCAAAAAAGUCUUUCUCACACUUCCUCUGUCUAACACACGCACACACACACACACACACACACACACACAGUGUACUUAUAAAACCAAUGACGAGAAUCAGUUUCAGCCAAUCUGUGUGUUAAAGAGAGAGAGAGAGAGUGUGUGUGUGUGUGUGUGUGUGUUUCAAGAAAUAGAUCAGAAGGAAGUGAUCACUUCCUGUAUGGCUUCUCAUAUCGAGAGUGUGUGUGUGAUGGAGGCUGAUGUUAAUCUCACACAGGAAGUUGAGAACUUUCUGAGGGGCGUCACCACAAAAUAACUGUCAAUCACUCUCUGUCUCUCUCUCUCACACACACACACACACACACACACCGCUGGAGCUCAGUGAACCCGUCCUGCUCUUCUGGAGAUGAAGGAGUCUGUGUGUGUGAUGAUGACGAGACGUCUCUGCUAAUGAUGGAUGACAGGAACAGACGUGAGCGGAUCAGACCUGCACACACACACCUGGAUGAAGACAGCUGUCCUGCUGAACGAGCUCCUAAAGGUUACAUCGGAGCAGGAGAUGUUGUACACACUCUUCCUCCUCCACUGCGUGUAAAGCCAGGAUGUAAAGGUCCGGCCAUCAACAGAGACCUCAAACCUGGGAGACUGCCCAAGAGCUCCUCAGAUGGACGAUUGGAGUUGAUGGGAUCUGCUGAGAGGGCUUUCACAGUCCCACACAGGCCGGUGAGAUCAUUACCCAGAGAUCACCUGCGUUUACCGCCUCCACCAGUACAGACCAUCACUGACAGUCCAAACCAGUUUAACCAGUUUGAUGAGUCUCCUCCGUCCAGACCUGCACCAGAACCAGCGUCACCGCUGACCAGAUCACACACCAGCAGACCAGCAUGGACACAACCCAGUCCGAGUGAGCGAGGGAAUGUUAAUACUUCAUCAUCUUCAAGUCACACGUCUCACAGGUUUUCUCUGGAUCUGGAGUCUCAGGAUUUGGACAGCUGCUGUGAGAGAGAGACGAGCUCGCUGGAUUCACACGUGAGGAAACAGCAGCAUCACGAAUGGCCUCGUGCUAAAGGAGAAGCCCUCGGCAGCUUCACCAACCACAGCAAACCUGCACAGGGAUUGGAGGAUCAGAACUGGUAUGUUGGUGCGGUCAGUCGUGUGGACGCUGAACACGCUCUUCACCUGGUCAACAGGGAAGGAGCCUUUCUAGUGCGCGACUGCUCGAAGAACACUACCUAUGAGCCCUUGGUCCUCGCUGUGUUUUACAGCAAAAGAGUGUUUAACAUUCAGAUCCGCUUCAGUGAUGAAACCAGCAAAUACUCUCUGGGAACGGGCCUGAGAACCAAUGACAGGUUCGACUCCGUCACCGACAUCAUCAGGUUCCACUCCAUUUUUCCCAUCGUUCUCAUUGAUGGGCGGAAACCUUCGGAGGCAGCCAAUCAGGGGAGGCAGUGUGUGCUGAUGUACCCAAUCACAAAGCAGGAUCUGACCGAGCUGUUGAAAUAAGAGCAAAUACAAACUGCAACAUCUCCGGGACGUUUAACUGACAUCUUAACUUUAUAAGUCAUUUCUAGUGACGUCUGACUCACUCAAAAAGAGACAAAGAGCUCAUCUGAUAGAACGAAGAAAAAUCUGUCAAUUAAUAAUGUGGUGGUGUAUAGCAAUCAAAUAUAUAAAGAAUUCAAUGUUUUAACACACAUGCAGACUGAAAGUGAGUGUUUGAUUGAGUGCAGACACAAGAACCAUUUCUCCAGAAACUUUUAUUCCAUUAAUACGUUUUAUUGAAUCACACUUAAUAUUUUUGGGCCUUCAUGAAUAAUUUAAAAAUAGAUGUUAUGCUUCUGAAGCCUCAGAACUAUGUACAGAUUAUAGUUUGACAUAAAACACACGCUUAGUUUCUUGAACAGUUUGUUCAUAAAUGAGCAGAUGCCCUGAAAAUCAAACGCUCAGCUGUAACUUCACAUAAUGGUAACAGUAAUAAAACAAAACAGUCAGUUUACUGGUUUGAUCAUUUGAGGUAGAUCUACAAUGAUAAACACAUCAAACCGUAUCAACUGUUUAAUGACCGUAUAUUUUACAAAAGUAAAGUUGUUUGAUGUACAGACUUUAACAGUGAGUGUACGUGUGUGCUGUAGUUUACAGUGAAAUACUGAGUCUGUAUAAUCAAACCUUUUUGUUUGUUUGCAAAAAACACUUUUACUGUGCGUCAUUAGUUUGAAUCCCACAAAUGAGAAAGCCUCACCCAAUAAUGACCAUGUGCACAAAAAUCAGAAAAGAUUCACCUGCCACUGAUGCUUACGUGCUUGUAAUAUGAUAAACACGAAUGAUUUCAGUGAGUGCACUUCAUGUGAAUCUCCAAACGUUAAGUCUGUUUGAAAUGAGCCUGUACAUUCAUGACAAAUAACACGCAACAUGCUAAAA